Rangifer tarandus platyrhynchus (Svalbard reindeer) is the source of this 1170-nucleotide messenger RNA. The record is from the annotation of a GenBank genome assembly. NCBI's taxonomy places the organism in Eukaryota, Metazoa, Chordata, Mammalia, Artiodactyla, Cervidae.
AUGUGGGUCUGUGUGUUUGUGUGUGUGUGUGUCUAUCAGAGUGUCUCGAGGUCCGCUUCCCCAGGCCUGCCCCAGGUCUCUCUGCUUGUCUCCACCGCAUACAUACGGGCCUCGGCCUUCACCAACCCACUCCCCUCCCGCAGCGGCUCUCCGUUCCCACCGACCGUGAAGCUCCCUGGCCUGCACAUAUGGAGGGUGGAGAAGCUGAAGCCAGUGCCGGUGGCCCCUGAGAACUACGGCAUUUUCUUCUCAGGAGACUCCUAUCUGGUGCUGCACAAUGGCCCUGAAGAGCUGUCCCACCUGCACCUGUGGAUCGGCCAGCAGUCUUCCCGGGACGAGCAGGGGGCCUGCGCCAUGCUGGCCGUGCACCUCAACACCCUGCUUGGAGAGCGGCCCGUGCAGCACCGAGAGUCACAGGGCAAUGAGUCCGACCUCUUCAUGAGCUACUUCCCCCGUGGCCUCAAGUACCAGGAAGGCGGCGUGGAGUCGGCGUUUCACAAGACCUCCCCAGGGACCACCCCGGCCGCCAUCAAGAAACUCUACCAGGUGAAGGGCAAGAAGAACAUUCGUGCCACCGAGCGGGUGCUGAGCUGGGACAGUUUCAACACAGGGGACUGCUUCAUCCUGGACCUGGGCCAGAACAUCUUUGCCUGGUGUGGUGCGAAGUCCAACAUCCUGGAGCGGAACAAGGCACAGGACCUGGCUCUGGCCAUCCGGGACAGCGAGCGGCAGGGCAAGGCCCACGUGGAGAUCGUCACCGAUGGGGAGGAGCCUGCUGACAUGAUCCAGGUCUUGGGUCCCAAGCCCUCUCUGAAGGAGGGUAACCCUGAGGAAGACCUCACAGCUGACCGGACAAACGCACAGGCUGCGGCUCUGUAUAAGGUCUCUGACGCCACUGGACAGAUGAACCUGACCAAGCUGGCUGAUUCCAGCCCCUUCGCCCUCGAGCUGCUGAUACCCGACGACUGCUUUGUGCUGGACAAUGGACUCUGCGGCAAGAUCUACAUCUGGAAGGGGCGCAAAGCUAAUGAGAAGGAGCGGCAGGCGGCCCUCCAAGUGGCUGAGGACUUUAUCGCCCGCAUGCAGUACGCCCCAAACACUCAGGUGGAGAUUCUGCCCCAGGGCCGCGAGAGUGCCAUCUUCAAGCAAUUCUUCAAGGACUGGAAAUGA